Pyricularia oryzae 70-15 is the source of this 1903-nucleotide messenger RNA. Its product is annotated as regulatory protein Cys-3. Gene Ontology annotation, biological process: regulation of transcription by RNA polymerase II. Gene Ontology annotation, cellular component: nucleus. The transcript has 2 exons. Lineage: Eukaryota; Fungi; Ascomycota; Sordariomycetes; Magnaporthales; Pyriculariaceae. The record is from RefSeq and is a predicted model, not a curated record. Gene Ontology annotation, molecular function: DNA-binding transcription activator activity, RNA polymerase II-specific; RNA polymerase II transcription regulatory region sequence-specific DNA binding. Bases 279 to 1187 code for a protein of 302 amino acids.
CGCGCUGAUAACCGCGCCCCUUCCCAUCCUCCACAUACCAACUCAUUCCCCAGACCAAAUUCCCCUCAAAAUCAACAAUUCCACCAAAGACCACUAUACGGCACACGUUCAGUCUAGAACCACUCUGCCAGUAUCAGACCUGCCUAGAUCGAGCUUUAAGCUGAGCACGCUGCGUUAUUCCGACCGAAUUAUAGCGACACCCACCGCUGUAGGGCCCGAUUACUGCGAAUCAAAAGCGAAACAGUACGAGAAGCAAGCCUGAGAGAACGUUCGAUACGAUGGCAGGAUACAACGGGCGACGAGCCCCCAAUGUGGCUCAAUACCUGCGAGAACUGAACACAAUCCAGCCGGCAACCCCGGCCGCGUCGGCCGACGGCUUUGGAGGAAGCCUGGAUGAAGAUCUCAUGAUGUUCACCAACACACAAUUCUUCGAUUUCGAAACGGGAGAGAACACCGAUUACCAGUCGCAACCACACAAAGAGACACCGCCGAGCACAGUCAGCCCGAGCGAGACACAGCAGCCCAUUUCGGCGGCCGCAUCAACGACGACGAUGGAUGACUUUAGCAGUAUGGACUUUAUGUCAGGCGACCUUAACUUUUCCGACUUUGGCGGUCCAUAUGCAUCAUCAACUAUGCACAGCUAUCCGGAGCCCCUGAGCGGCCUCCAGUCUAUCCAGCCAAACCCACAACACACUUACCCCAUGGCCCCACCUGCACAAAGGCCCCUUCCGCCGCAACAAAACGCGUUUGCCGCACAACAGCAACAGCCUAGGUUAGCAGCCUCCUCCACCAAGGUUCGGUCACCAAUGGAACAGACCAGGCCGGCGAGCCAAGAUGAGUCAUCGCGUCUCGCCGCGGAAGAGGACAAGCGUCGUCGCAACACAGCCGCCUCUGCGCGCUUUCGCGUCAAGAAGAAGCAGCGUGAGCAGGCUCUUGAGAAGAGCGCCAAAGAAAUGAACGACAAGGUCAACGCUCUCGAGGGGCGUAUCAACCAGCUGGAAACAGAAAACAAGUGGUUGAAGAACCUAAUAAUGGAGAAGAACGACGGCAAUGAAGAUAUCGCCAAACUCUGGAAGGAGUUCAGUGCAAAGCAGCAGGCUGGCGAUGGUGGCAAGAGCCCAAAGGCAGAAAAGAAGAAGCCCGUAGCAUCGCCCGAGGAACAUGAGGCAGAUGACUUUACGGGAUGAUCCGUAUGGUCAGGUUGGCACAGUUGGCCCAUAUCUUUGGUUCCUAUCUUGCAUAUAUAUGCAUUUGGGUUCUCUAGUAUUGUUUUCUGUCUUUAAUUUCUUUUGGAUUAUAUGGCGUGCGGAUUGCGGCGUUUCUUCAAAAUUAGCGGCCUUCGGUGGGGAAUUGGAAAGGGUGGUCGUGGCUGGUUUGCCAUGUUGUCAUUAGUGCUUUGUAUUUGGUCGGCGUUCUUCCAUGGUGAAACAUUUUUCGAUACCCCAAGCCACUCCUUCAUCAGGUUUGGUCGUGAUUGGGACGAGACUUUGCCGAGUAACGAUCCAAUGAGGAAUAGAUGUACCUAUGUUGUACGAUUUACUCGCAUAUGCAUGUAAUCUUGGGCUAUGAUUGCGAGUUGUGAGAAUCUCUCUUGUAAGCUAAUUACAAAAGAUUUCAUGUUUCUUGUCGAUCAAAGGUUACGACACCGUUGCUACAGGUACGCGAACGACUGUCAAGUACCAUUGUUGCAGUCAAGGAAGAGGAAACAAAUGAAAUGGAGACAAGCGAAUAAACAAACCGAGGAUAAAAGCAACAGAUAAGGAUAGGUGCAAGUCUAGACGACGCACAACGCACGAUAAGAUUCAACCACUCGCUCUCUCUCUCUCUCGAAGAUUUUGUGCCGCGGAAGAAAGAUACCCCUGUUGAGCAAAAAAAAGAAAAAAAAAAAGGAAAAAAAAAGGGG